This is a messenger RNA of Oreochromis aureus, 8166 nucleotides long. It is a transcript of the gene prx, whose product is annotated as periaxin. The record is from RefSeq and is a predicted model, not a curated record. Gene Ontology annotation, biological process: regulation of RNA splicing. The coding region runs from base 484 to 8166 and encodes 2560 amino acids. Gene Ontology annotation, cellular component: nucleus; cytoplasm. The transcript has 8 exons. Gene Ontology annotation, molecular function: protein binding. Lineage: Eukaryota; Metazoa; Chordata; Actinopteri; Cichliformes; Cichlidae.
ACAAGGGGCAAAUGUUUAAAGCAAAGAGAGGGGGAAAAGAAAAAAAGUACCAACAACAAAUUAAUGACAGCAGCCGACCAACACGAAGUGAGUGUGAAAGAGUCAUAAGAACAAGAGAAGAGGACGAGCCAGAGAGUGAAGCUGUGCUGCUGCUGCUGCUGCUGCUGCUGCUGCAGGUGGAGGGCCUGUCACCUUUGAGGACACGCUGAGGUUGAAAAUUAAGACUCUGACAGAGACCAAGAGGACAGCCAUGUUUUCAACCAGACCAGAGAUCCAGCCGUAAAAGAUAAGAGGCGGUCACCCCCGUCUUCCAGAUCCCCCUCUGCCCCUCAGCGCAACCCUCACCACAGCGGCUCCACAGAGGAACAGGAGAGCCCCGAGAGAGUGGUGCAGAAGGAGAAGCUCCAUGCCGAGCUGAAGCAGGUACUGAGCCAGAAGAGAAGUCAUCUGAGAGAGUCGACCUGCCAGCUGGCCCAACCAGAGAUGGACUCUGAGCCAGCAAAUGAACAGACAAGUGUGAAGGAAGCCUCUAAACCUGUGGAAAUUGUGGUGGAGACAGAGGCAGGGGCUGGAGCCAGCGGCUACAGUGUGACUGGUGGAGGAGAGCGAGGGAUCUUUGUUAAAGACGUCCUCAAAGACUCUCCAGCUGCUAAACACCUCAGUCUACAGCAAGGUGACCAGCUGCUAAGUGCCAAAGUCUACUUUGACAAUGUGAGGUAUGAAGACGCUUUAAAAAUCCUUCAGUGCGCAGAGCCAUAUAGGGUCAGCUUCCAGCUUAAGCGAACCAUCCCUGGAGCAGAUGUCAGCGUGCGCCCAAAGGUUCCCAGUGUGGAGGUCAAAGGUCCUAAAGUCAAGAUGGCCAAAAUGAGUGUGAAGGGGACCAAACCAUUCAAGACUCAGAAAAAACGAGGUGGACGUUUUGGUCUGAAAAGGCUAAAAGAGAAGCGAAGAGAGGAGCUGGUGGUAGAGGGAACACCUCCCAGGCUGGAGAUGAGUGAUGUAGAGUUUUCUCUUCCCAAAUUCAAACAAAGGAAAAGUCCAAAAGUUGAAGUAGAGGGAGCCAGAGGAGCAGCAGUUGAGAGGAAGGCAAAGAAGAGGAUCAGGUUCCCGCACAUAAAAACAAAAGGUUAUGCUGGAGCAGAGACGGGAGCAAAAGUGGAGACAGGACGGUUUGAAGGACAAGUGAAUAUUUCCCCAUCUGAAAUGCCUGGAGCUAAAGUGAAAAGCAAAGGAAAAGGACACAAGUUUGGCAUCACCUUUCCUACAAGCAAACACACAAAGUCAGGCUCUACUUUGGAAACUGGAUCUGUGAAGCUGAAGCCUCCGGGGGUAAACAUCCAGCCGCCAUCUGUGGAGUUCAGUUUGUCUGCUAAUAAAGAUGUGAAUGUGGAGAAGGGAGCAUCUAAAGUUAGCAUACCUGAUGUGGAGUUUGCUCUCCCUUCAGGAAAAGCUGAGACAUCUUUGCCCAGUGUGAAGGGAACGGCCAAAAUCAAAGCUCCUGAAAUGGACAUCAAAGGAAGAGCUGAGACAGCUGAAGGAAAAGUUCAUGUAGAUGCAGACAAAGGAGAUGCAAAGGUCAGGAUGCCAAAGUUGAAACUACCCAAAGUUAGACUCUCACACCAUUCAGAUGAAAUUGAUGGUGACAUCAAGGUAAAAGCUGGAGGCAUCAAAAUGCCUCACACUGACAUAAAACCUCCAGAGGUAGAAAUCAAAGGAGACGGGCAGAUCGGUCUUCCCUCUGUUGAUAUUUCUUUACCUAAAGUGAAGGGAAAGACUGACAUAUUGGUCAAAGAUCACGAAGGAAUUAGGAAGACUGCAAUCAACAUGCCUGCCAGUGACAUCUCUGUAGCUGAUGUUGAUUUGGAAUUAGACAGCGGACGGAGAAUUCCUGAUGAGGUCGAGGGCACUUUUAAAGGUCCCAAAAUCUCUAUGCCAAAGAUUGAUAUCUCACUUCCUAAGAUGGGAUCAUCGGUGGACACUGAGUGCACAGAAGAGGAAGGAAAAUUCUCUCUACCUUCUGUUGAGCUCUCACUCCCAAAGGUCAAAUCAGACAGUGGAGACAUCCAUAUGGACUAUUAUGUUGGUGGUGAUGGAAAAUUCAAAAUGCCUGAUUUUGACAUUUCUCCACCAGGAGAAGUAAACAUAAGGGGACAAGGUGUGGAAGGGGAAUUCAAGUUACCAAACGUGGACCUGAUCCUUCCCAAAGGCAAAGCAGGAGUGACUGAUGUUGAAGGGGAAGGAAAUUUUCAUUUACCACCACUUGAAAUUUCACUCCCUAAAAUGAGGACAGGUGAAGUGGAAGUUACCAUUGAAGGUCCAGCAGUGAAAGGCAGAAAAUUUGAAAUGAAUUUACCUGACAUCUCUCUACCCAAAGGGAAAAUGGAAGGAGACACUGAAAUAGAAGGACUAUCUCAGGAGGAAGGAAAAUUCAAAAUGCCUUCUAUAGAUGUUUCUCUGCCACACCUUAAACAUCCAGAGGGGCCUGAACAUGAGGGUGGAAGUGAAAUCCAGAUACCCUCUGUUGAUAUUUCUCUUGAAAAAGGAAAGACAAAGGGCAAAAUUGAAAUGGAGGCUCCCUCUGCUAAAGGACGAUUCAAAAUGCCUUCACUUGAUGUCAGACUCCCUAAGAUAGGAACAUCUGAAACUGAGGCUAAUUUACAUGGUUCUGAUAUCAAAGGAGGGAAAAUUGAGGCGCCAUCAAUAGAUGUUUCUCUGUCAAAAGACAGGGGAGAGGCUGAAAUUGAUGGAAAAGGAAGCAAUUUUAAAAUGCCUUCAUGCAGUAUAUCCCUACCAAAACUGAAGCCAUCUGAAAAAGAGGUUGUUUUAGAAGGAAGUGAAGUAAAAGGAGGCAAACUCAGAAUGCCCACUGUAGACAUUUCUCCUCCAAAAAUAAAGCUACCUGGCCCAGAUGUCAAGCUUGAAGGACCAGAACUUCCAGGUGUUGACUUUUCACUAUCCGAGCCAAACAUCAAGGCCAAUGUGGAGCUCGGUGGCAGUGGGAGUGGCAAGUUCCAGCUCCCAACUUUUGAUAUCUCACUUCCAAAGAUGCCCACCAAAGAAGGAGAAUUUGAUAUUGAAUCUAAAGCCAAGGGAGGAACAAAGUUCAAUAUCCCAUCGCUUGACUUCUCUCUUCCUGUAAUGAAAUCACCAGAGGGAGAGAUAAAGAUUGAGAGCCCUGAAGUCAAAGGAGGAAAAUUCCAGAUGCCUUCUUUGGAUGUCUCACUACCAAAGAUGGAGAAGCCUGAGGGAAAUGUUGUCCUAGAAGGACCUUCACUUGACUUCUCUCCUCCAAAGGGAAAAGCGAAAGGAAAAGCCGAGGGAAACAUACAAGCAAAAAGUAAAGGAGAACCUUUUAAAAUCCCUUCAGUUGAUGUUUCUCUACCUCAGAUCAAAUCAAAGCAAGGUGAUAUAAAUGUUGAAGGACCAGAAAUUAAUUUUGAAGGUAAUGGAGAAGGAGGCAAAUUCAACUUACCAUCUGUUGACAUUGGUCUUCCUGUUGUAAAAUUCCCAGAAACAGAUGUGAAUUUCCAAGGUCCCAAAAUCAAAACUGGGAAUUUUGAAAUGCCAAAAAUUGACUUGUCCCUUUCUAAGGAAAAAACACAAGAAGACAUAAAUAUUGAUAUUCACUCUGGAAAGGAUGGGAAAAUUGAAAUACCAUCAAAUAAUAUCAGACUUCCUGAAGAAAAAAUUAAAGGUGAUAUAAAUAUUAAAAGUCCUGAAGGAAAAACAGGUAUGUUCAAAAUGCCUCAGGUGGAUAUUUCUCUUCCAAAAAUGAGCCUGCCAGAGGGUGAUGUCAAUGUGGAAGGACCAAGCUUUAAAGGGAAAAUGGAAAUGCCAGCUGUUGAUAUUUCACUUCCAAAAGGUAAAGUAGAGGGAGAUGUUGACACUGGCAUUGACAUAAACAUUGAAGCACCUGAAGGUACAGGGGGAAAGAUAACAAUGCCAAAAUUUGACAUUUCUUUACCAGAGGUAAAUUUUCCUGAGGGUGAUGUCAAAUUAAAAGGACCUGAAACAAAGGGAAGAAAGAUUGAAAUACCAGAUAUUGACAUAUCACUGCCCAAAGGAAAAGCAGAGGGACAAAUUGAAGGGCACACUGGCAAAGGCAACAAGUUCCACAUGCCCUCUAUUAACAUCUCUCUCCCUAAAAUAAAAUCUAAAAGACAAGAUAUACAUACUGAAGGUCCACAAGUCAAAGGUGGAAAGCCAAACAUGCCAUCCGUAGAUCUUUCUACACCUAAAAUAAAAUCUCAGGAUGUAGAUGUCACUCUUGAGGGUCCUGAUGUCAAGGGAGGGAAGAUCAAAAUUCCAACUGUUGAUGUUUCACUUCCUAAAGGAAAGGUUGGGGGUGACAUAAAUAUCGAAGGCCCUGAGAUGAAAGGAGCUAAUUUCAAAAUGCCAAAAUUUGAUGUUUCUUUACCUAAAGUCAGUCUCCCAAAGGCUGGAGUCGAUGUUGAAGGACCAGAUGUGCAAGGAAAACUUGAAAUGCCCACUGCUGAUAUUUCUCUUCCAAAGGGUAAAGCAGAUGUGGAUAUUGACAUUGAAGGAAAAACUGGUAAAGGUGGCAAGUUUCACAUGCCUUCACUUGAUAUUUCUCUUCCUAAAAUCAAAGCAAAGGGACUUGAUGUGGAUAUCCAAGGACCUGAAGUCAAAGGUGAUAUGUCACUCCCAGAAAUCAAGUCUCCAGAGGUAGAUGUCAGCCUCCAAGGUCCAGAUAUUAAAGAUGGGAAAUUUAAAUUGCCCACUGUCGACAUGCCAUCAUUGGAUCUCUCGCUACCCAAAAUGAAGUCUCCAGAUGUAGAUGUCACUCUUGAGGCUCCUGAUGUCAAGGGGGGGGAGAUAAAAAUUCCAACUGCUGAUGUUUCACUUCCUAAAGGAAAAGUUGAAGGCAACCUUGAUGUUGAAGGCCCUGAAAUGAAGGGUGACAAGUUUAAAAUGCCGAAAUUCGAUAUUUCUUUACCAAAACAGAGUCUUCCAGAAGGUGAUGUAAAAAUAAAAGGUCCGGACAUUAAAACUGGAAAGAUUGAGAUGCCAGACAUCAAUAUUUCACUCCCUAAAGGAAAAACUGAAGGAGAUAUUGGAAAAGGUGGAAAGUUCCACAUGCCAUCUGUUGACAUCUCUUUUCCUAAAAUCAAAGCCAAAGGUCCUGAGAUUAAUGUUGAAGGCCCUCAGGUUGAAGGUGGCAGGUUAAAUAUGCCAUCCCCUGAUGUUUCGCUACCCAAAAUCAAGUCUCCAGAGAUAGAUGUCAGCCUCCAAGGUCCAGAUAUUAAAGGGGGGAAAUUUAAAUUGCCCACUGUCGACAUGCCAUCAUUGGAUCUCUCACCACCUAAAAUGAAGUCUCCAGAUGUAGAUGUCACUCUUGAGGGUCCUGAUGUCAAGGGAGGGAAGAUCAAAAUUCCAACUGCUGAUGUUUCACUUCCUAAAGGAAACAUUGAGGGUGACAUAAAUAUCGAAGGCCCUGAGAUGAAAGGGGGCAAAUUCAAAAUGCCAAAAUUUGAUGUUUCUUUGCCUAAAGUCAGUCUCCCAAAGGCUGGAGUCGAUGUUGAAGGACCAGAUUUCAAAGGGAAACUUGGAAUGCCCACUGCUGAUAUUUCACUUCCAAAAGGAAAAGCAGAUGUGGAUAUUGACAUUGAAGGAAAAACUGGUAAAGGUGGCAAGUUUCACAUGCCUUCACUUGAUAUUUCUCUUCCUAAAAUCAAAGCAGAGGGACUUGAUGUUGAUAUCCAAGGACCUGAAGUCAAAGGUGAUAUGUCACUCCCAGAAAUCAAGUCUCCAGAGAUAGAUGUCAGCCUCCAAGGUCCAGAUGUUAAUGGUGGGAAAUUUAAAUUGCCCACUGUCGACAUGCCAUCAUUGGAUCUCUCGCUACCCAAAAUGAAGUCUCCAGAUGUAGAUGUCACUCUUGAGGGUCCUGAUGUUAAGGGAGGGAAGAUCAAAAUUCCAGCUGUUGAUGUUUCACUUCCUAAAGGAAAGGUUGAGGGUGACAUAAAUAUCGAAGGCCCUGAGAUGAAAGGGGGCAAAUUCAAAAUGCCAAAAUUUGAUGUUUCUUUGCCUAAAGUCAGUCUCCCAAAGGCUGGAGUCGAUGUUGAAGGACCAGAUUUCAAAGGGAAACUUGAAAUGCCCACUGCUGAUAUUUCACUUCCAAAGGGAAAAGCAGAUGUGGAUAUUGACAUUGAAGGAAAAACUGGUAAAGGUGGCAAGUUUCACAUGCCUUCACUUGAUAUUUCUCUUCCUAAAAUCAAAGCAAAGGGACUUGAUGUGGAUAUCCAAGGACCUGAAGUCAAAGGUGAUAUGUCACUCCCAGAAAUCAAGUCUCCAGAGGUAGAUGUCAGCCUCCAAGGUCCAGAUAUUAAAAGGGGGAAAUUUAAAUUGCCCACUGUCGACAUGCCAUCAUUGGAUCUCUCACUACCCAAAAUGAAGUCUCCAGAUGUAGAUGUCACUCUUGAGGGUCCUGAUGUCAAGGGAGGGAAGAUCAAAAUUCCAACUGCUGAUGUUUCAACUCCUAAAGGAAAAAUUGAGGGCAACCUUGAUGUUGAAGGCCCUGAAAUGAAGGGUGACAAGUUUAAAAUGCCGAAAUUCGAUAUUUCUUUACCAAAAGGUCAUGUCAAAAUAAAAGGUCCUGACAUUAAUACUGGAAAGAUUGAGAUGCCAGACAUUGAUAUUUCACUCCCGGAAGGAAAAGGAAAGGGAAAAAUUGAAGGCGAUAUUGGAAAAGGUGGAAAGUUCCACAUGCCAUCUAUCGACAUCUCUUUUCCUAAAGUCAAAGCCAAAGGUCCUGAAAUUAAUGUUGAAGGCCCUCAAGUUGAAGGUGGGAAGCUAAAUAUGCCAUCCCUUGAUGUUUCGCUACCCAAAAUGAAGUCUCCAGAUGUAGAUGUCACUCUUGAGGGUCCUGAUGUCAAGGGAGGGAAGAUCAAAAUUCCAACUGCUGAUGUUUCACUUCCUAAAGGAAAGGUUGAGGGUGACAUAAAUAUCGAAGGCCCUGAGAUGAAAGGGGGCAAAUUCAAAAUGCCAAAAUUUGAUGUUUCUUUGCCUAAAGUCAGUCUCCCAAAGGCUGGAGUCGAUGUUGAAGGACCAGAUUUCAAAGGGAAACUUGAAAUGCCCACUGCUGAUAUUUCACUUCCAAAAGGAAAAGCAGAUGUGGAUAUUGACAUUGAAGGAAAAACUGGUAAAGGUGGCAAGUUUCACAUGCCUUCACUUGAUAUUUCUCUUCCUAAAAUCAAAGCAAAGGGACUUGAUGUGGAUAUUCAAGGACCUGAAGUCAAGGGUGAUAUGUCACUCCCAGAAAUCAAGUCUCCAGAGGUAGAUAUCAGCCUCCAAGGUCCAGAUAUUAAAGAUGGGAAAUUUAAAUUGCCCACUGUCGACAUGCCAUCAUUGGAUCUCUCGCUACCCAAAAUGAAGUCUCCAGAUGUAGAUGUCACUCUUGAGGGUCCUGAUGUCAAGGGAGGGAAGAUCAAAAUUCCAACUGCUGAUGUUUCACUUCCUAAAGGAAAGGUUGAGGGUGACAUAAAUAUCGAAGGCCCUGAGAUGAAAGGGGGCAAAUUCAAAAUGCCAAAAUUUGAUGUUUCUUUGCCUAAAGUCAGUCUCCCAAAGGCUGGGGUCGAGGUUGAAGGACCAGAUUUCAAAGGGAAACUUGAAAUGCCCACUGCUGAUAUUUCACUUCCAAAGGGAAAAGCAGAUGUGGAUAUUGACAUUGAAGGAAAAACUGGUAAAGGUGGCAAGUUUCACAUGCCUUCACUUGAUAUUUCUCUUCCUAAAAUCAAAGCAAAGGGACUUGAUGUGGAUAUCCAAGGACCUGAAGUCAAAGGUGAUAUGUCACUCCCUAAAAUCAAGUCUCCAGAGGUAGAUAUCAGCCUCCAAGGUCCAGAUAUUAAAGGGGGGAAAUUUAAAUUGCCCACUGUCGACAUGCCAUCAUUGGAUCUCUCACUACCCAAAAUGAAGUCUCCAGAUGUAGAUGUCACUCUUGAGGGUCCUGAUGUCAAGGGAGGGAAGAUCAAAAUUCCAACUGCUGAUGUUUCACUUCCUAAAGGAAAGGUUGAGGGUGACAUAAAUAUCGAAGGCCCUGAGAUGAAAGGGGCAAAUUCAAAAUGCCAAAAUUUGAUGUUUCUUUGCCUAAAGUCAGUCUCCCAAAGGCUGGAGUCGAGGUUGAAGGACCAGAUUUCAAAGGAAACUUGA